Molecule: messenger RNA, 1256 nt
Organism: Theobroma cacao (cacao)
Lineage: Eukaryota; Viridiplantae; Streptophyta; Magnoliopsida; Malvales; Malvaceae
Product: alpha amino-terminal protein methyltransferase
Biological process (GO): N-terminal protein amino acid methylation
Cellular component (GO): cytoplasm
Molecular function (GO): methyltransferase activity
Source: RefSeq, a predicted model, not a curated record
GGCUUGCCUAACCCAAGGCGAGGAGGACAAGGCAUACCGAUGUGGAAGCGGCCCAUAUCCAAGGCUGUUUCCCCACAGACCCUCCAACAGUGUCCCGUAACUCUAAUCCUACAGCCACCACCAAACCCAAAGCCGCCACGGAAGAAUUACAAGACUCCCAAGGCGCGGAGGACGGUAAUGGAGGCAGCUGGCUUUGAUUCUGAUGGCAGAGAAUUCAAGAACGCACAGGAAAUGUGGAGGGAGCAAAUUGGAGAUGCAGAUGAAGGAGAUAACCAUAAGAAGACUCAGUGGUACCGUGAAGGCGUUGCCUAUUGGGAAGGUGUGGAGGCAUCGGUAGAUGGGGUGUUGGGUGGAUUUGGGCAAGUAAAUGAGGCAGAUGUCAAGGGUAGUGAGGUUUUUCUCAAUACCCUUUUGCAUGAAAGAUUCGAUGGCGGUGGAAGAAAUCAGCAUCUUGUUGCUCUUGAUUGUGGUUCUGGCAUAGGGAGAAUAACCAAGAAUCUUCUCAUAAGAUAUUUUAACGAGGUUGAUCUACUUGAGCCAGUUUCGCAUUUCUUAGAUGCUGCCCGUGAAAGUUUGUCUCAGGAAUAUUUUGUAUCCUCUGAUGCGCACAAAGCAACUAAUUUCUACUGUGUCUCCCUUCAGGAGUUCACCCCUGAUGCUGGAAGGUACAAUGUUAUUUGGAUUCAGUGGUGCAUUGGUCAUCUCACAGAUGAUGACUUUGUCUCAUUUUUUAAGAGAGCAAAGGUAGGCCUUAAACCUGGUGGAUUCUUUGUCCUGAAAGAGAACAUUGCUAGAAACGGAUUUGUUUUGGAUAAAGAAGACCGAAGCAUCACCAGAUCUGAUUUAUACUUCAAGGACCUAUUUCGUCGGUGUGGAUUGCACCUGUAUAAAAUAAAGGACCAGAAAGGACUCCCUGAGGAAUUGUUUGCUGUAAAGAUGUAUGCUUUAACAACUGAAGGGCCAAAUAAGGUUCUCAAGACAAGAUCCAAGGCGCAAGCCAACAGACCUGGCAUCAUCAAAUGAUUUGUUGCCUCUUAACUUCUUGCAUUGUUGUAGGAGUACUCAAACUUUUCUGGUGUGGGAUGUGAUUUUAUCUUCCUAUGUAAUUUAUUAGUGUAUUACCUCAAAUUGUUUUUACUUUACAAGCUCCUUGUGGACAAAUUUUGUUCUUUUUCGUUUGAAGCUGUGUAUUUAUCCCUGGUAUACCUUUGAAGCUGUGUAUGUUCCUAAAUUCAAUUAUUGCUUGCAUAUUUUAA